AUGGAAAACUUCAGCACAGCAUGCCUGUGGCUUGUUUUUGCAUCACAUUUGCUUUUCCUGCCACUGACAGGGUGGUGCAAACCUGUCAUCACCCCCACUGGGCCUUAUAUCGUUGUUCCCAAGAGGGGGAAGCUGGAGCUCCAUUGCCAUGACAAUGCUACAACAUCUGGCGCCACAUUCAGGUUGAGGUGGCAGAGGGAGAACUCUCGCAGACUGGAGGGGGAGUCGGAGGAAGCCGGCGUGGCUGUUGUCAAGGUGCCCGUAGUGCAAGCCUACCACAUGGGCCGCUACGUGUGCAUCAAUAAUAGCACAAAGGAGCACACCUCUAUUUACGUAUAUGUGAACGACCCUGUCAAUAGUGCGUUCCAGCGCACUAUGGUCAACGUAAUCCUGGUGCGAGCGGGCGAGAACUGUACCAUUCCCUGUGUUGUGACCAAUCCAGAAGUCACGUUGCUGGCUUUACAGACAUGUGAAGGGCGACCUUUGCCCUCCAAUAUGAAAUACUGGGCCCACAACGAGCAAGGCAUCAUCAUAGAUAAUGCGAAAAUGGAGUUUGAAGGUUGCUACAUGUGUGUUGGACAGCUUGGAGCAGAAAAAGUGACAUCGAGCCAAUACACAGUAGAUGUGCUGCUAGUUCCAUUGGCGCUCCCAGUCAUUACAUUAUCCCAGAGGGACAUGGUCAUCUUGCGUAAAGGAGAGAAGUUUGAGCUUACUUGUAGCUCUACCAAUGUCAACCCAUACUUUCAAGUCAAGUGGGACUAUCCGUCAACAGCGCAUCCAGAAGAAACUCACACCUCACACAUCUUGUCUGGCUCUCGAGGUUAUGAACGGUCCUCUUUGCUCUCUAUCCGAUCUGUUAAGCAAUCGGAUUCGGGGAUGUACCACUGCUUGGCCCACAAUGAGAUUGGUAGCAGCUCCACACCACUACACCUUGAUGUCUGUGAUAAGGGAUUCAUUACAAUGUUAAGUCCCCCAAGUCCCGUCCAGGCCGGGGUCCGAGAGGGGGAGAGCUUGAAUCUAAAAGUGGAGUUUGAGGCCUACCCAUUCCCCAGCAAUCUCUCUUGGUCUUACAAUAACAAACAACUGCUCAACACCACAGAGCAUGUUAUCACAAUCCACCAGCACAAAUACAGGUUUAUUAGUGAGCUGAAACUGGUGAGAGUUCUUGGCUUAGAGGGUGGCAUCUAUAAAUUCUCAGCCAGUCAUGAAGAUGCAUCCGUCGACCAUUUAUUUCACGUAUAUGUCAAUAGUAAGCCGGUCAUCAUCGCUCAGGAAGGGCCAGUCGACGAUCAGGUGCGGUGUGUUGCUGCCGGUCACCCAGUACCAAAAAUCAGCUGGUACAUCUGUGACGUUCCCCACACAAGGUGCUCACACCUGCCCAAUGCCACCCAAUGGGAGACUGCAGAUGUCGCCAUGGUGACAGAGUCCACCUUUAGUAGAAGUGAGGUGGAGAGUCGACUGAACAUUAGCAAGGAGCAUGGCAACUACCAUACACUGGAGUGUGUGGCCUCUACAGAGCAUGAAGAAGCAUAUACGCUCUUCUCAAUUAGCGAACGACUUGUCCCCCAUGAACUGUUUACACCGCUUCUAACUGGCAUGGUGGCCACUGGUGCCUUCCUCUGCCUCAUCCUGGUGGUGCUGCUCUACAAAUACAUGCAGAAGCCUAAAUUUCAAAUCCAAUGGAAAGUCAUCGAAAGUAUCCACGGCAACAACUACAUUUAUUUUGACCCCACCCAGCUUCCCUAUGACUCCAAAUGGGAAUUUCCUCGGCAGAAAUUACGUUUUGGUAAAAUCCUGGGUUCUGGAGCAUUUGGAAAGGUGGUGAGAGCUACGGCGUAUGGCAUGUGCUCAGCUGACACAGUGACUACUGUUGCCGUCAAGAUGCUCAAACCGAACGCUCACGCCACAGAAAAGGAGGCGCUGAUGUCAGAGCUGAAGGUGCUCAGUUACCUCGGCAACCACAUGAACAUCGUCAACCUGCUGGGGGCCUGUACGAUUGGAGGUCCAAUUUUAGUUAUCACUGAAUACUGUUGCUAUGGCGACCUCCUCAACUUCCUGCGCAGAAAAAGAGAGUCUUUCCUAAAUUCCCAAACCGGCAACGGUUACUAUCGCAACAUCUCCAAGCAAACAGAGCCCGCAAGCGGAGAAGUGACCGGCACAGAAUAUAUGCCUAUGCGUCCCUCAGACAAAGAAAGGUCUUCACAGUCAGAAGAUGUAGAUGAACUUUCUUUGGCUGCUGAAGAUCUCCUGAGCUUCUCUUACCAAGCAGCCAAAGGGAUGGAGUACAUCACCUCUAAAAAUUGCAUCCACAGGGACCUCGCAGCCAGAAAUGUUCUACUGACUCACGGUAGGGUGGCCAAGAUUUGUGACUUUGGCUUGGCACGGGACAUCACCACCGAUUCCAGCUACGUGCUACGAGGCAACGCACGUCUUCCAGUCAAGUGGAUGUCGCCUGAGAGCAUUUUUGAUUGCGUCUACACAUAUGAGAGUGACGUGUGGUCUUACGGCAUCUUGUUAUGGGAAAUCUUUUCUUUGGGUAACAGUCCCUAUCCCGGGAUGCAGGUGGGCUCAGCAUUUUAUCGACUGAUUCAAGAGGGCCACAGGAUGAGCAAGCCUGAGUUUGCACCCACUGAGAUGUAUGACAUGAUGCUUUCAUGCUGGAAUCAAGACCCUUUGAAAAGACCCUCUUUCAGAAAGCUGGUAGAAAGGACAGAGCGUCUUCUGUCGGAGAAUACCCGGAAUGUUUACCUGAAGCUGAGUAAUGCUGCAGGUCCCUCGGCGAAUGAGAGGGUAUCAUCACGGAGACUGAGCUCUGUGUGCAGCACCACAGCACCCAACCAGCCUUUACUGCAGAAUACCGUAGACGUCUUUCUGGACUAUGUCUGA
This is a messenger RNA of Nerophis lumbriciformis (worm pipefish), 2886 nucleotides long. The record is from RefSeq and is a predicted model, not a curated record. Lineage: Eukaryota; Metazoa; Chordata; Actinopteri; Syngnathiformes; Syngnathidae.